UAUGCUAUCGGUGCAGGAGUCUGUUGCGAUACUAGUUGGCGUUAGCGCCUAUAAGUCUGUGGUUUUUGUCACUGUGGCUUGGAGCAGUGGAUAGCUAGGCAGUGUUGCCUGUAUUACUGUGAUUUGAGGCAGUAGUUAGCUAGGCAGCAGUACCUCUAUUACUGUGGCUAGCAGCAUCAGUGGUUAGCUAGGCAGCAAUACCUCUAUUACUGUGGCUAGCAGCAUCAGUGGUUAGCUAGGCAGCAGUACCUCUAUUACUGUGGCUAGCAGCAUCAGUGGUUAGCUAGGCAGCAGUACCUCUAUUACUGUGGCUAGCAGCAUCAGUGGUUAGCUAGGCAGCAAUACCUCUAUUACUGUGGCUAGCAGCAUCAGUGGUUAGCUAGGCAGCAGUACCUCUAUUACUGUGGCUAGCAGCAGCAGCGGUUAGCUAGGCGGUGCGUAACCACGGCAACAGCCUCAGGCUCCCGCGCGACGAAGCAGCGAUGACGGACGUCGAACGCACAUACACGUCCACGCUCGUGCUCUUCCUGCAGAAGCCCGUCAACCUCCCCUUCCUCGCGGAGUGCCCCGGCAGCGGCUGCCCCGCCUGGAGGAGGGAGCAGGAGAGGAGGAACGCCGUUCCCUCCUUCGUGUCCGUGUACGAGAUCGCCCCGGACGUCUCCGCUAUCGGCGUCCUUGGGGAAGCCAAGAGGAGAGGCUCGCUGACCUCCUUGUCGUCGUCGGGUUCCUCUAGCGACGGGGAAUCCGGCGAGGGAGAAGGCGGCCGCCGAAGGAGGAGGGAGAAGAAGAGGAGGGGGAAGGGCGGCGGCGAUGGAGAAGGGAAGCCUGUUUGCAGGGUGGAGCUGGAGAUUGUGCCGUCGUUCAACCUCGAAGGCGAUGUCAUUGUCUACGAAACUGGGAAGCCCACAUCUAUGGGAAAGCCCGAGUCGCGCGAGGGAGGAGCCACGGAGGAGGUAGACGGUAAAGCCAGCAUUGAGAAGGUAGAUGGGGAAUCUAAUGGGGGAAAUAGCCACGGGAGACUGCAGUCUGAAGAAUCAGCCACACAAGAUGGGAUAGAAGUAGCAGAUGGCAGAGGAGUGGGCGAGCAUGUGGCCCGGAUAUUGCUGAAAGAGGAAGCCAGCAAAGAUAAUGAAGAAGAGGUAAAAAAGGAGGGAGAGAAGCCCGAGAGAGAGAAAAUAAAGGAAGAAGAACACGAGGAAUCGAAGAAGAAGGACGAAAAAGAGAAGAAGAAGGAAGAGGGGCGUGAG
This is a messenger RNA of Priapulus caudatus, 1247 nucleotides long. RefSeq names its product YTH domain-containing protein 1-like. The record is from RefSeq and is a predicted model, not a curated record. Lineage: Eukaryota; Metazoa; Priapulida; Priapulimorpha; Priapulimorphida; Priapulidae.